AUGGCGACAGAACGCUCUCUGGCCGCGCUUUUGCGGUCUUUACAGUCUGCGUCCACUUUAGAGGAUGCCUCUGGACUCCUUCCUACCGCAACGAGUUUCCUCUCAGUUCUCGGCAACCCGCUCAAUCUAAGCCUCCUCUCCUCGCAGCUUCUCUGCACCCCCGCGCUCUGGGACGGCCCCGUCGAUCUUCAAGCAUGUCGCAAGAUUCUCAGCAUUUUCAACACAGCCGCCAUCGCUGUACUACACAAUGAUAACACCGAUGAACCGCGCCCAACAUACGGUCGGAACCGCAAGAUAGAGCGCGAGGCAUGGGUGAAGGCCGUAGCCGAGGGUGCGGACGACAAGUCACCGCGCUGGAGACACAUGCUCCUACUCGGCGGCAUAUUGCUUGGAUUCGAGGGACAGAAUCGACAGGGUCUACCAUGGCAUAUUCGAACGAAGCUUGAAUCGGCACUUGCGACGGCCGCACAAUUAGCGCUGGAAGAAAUGCAGACUGAGAAUGGGAUCGAUGGGUAUUGCAUUACCAUGGUCCUCAAUUAUACCUUUGAACUACUCUCCGAUGUCGAGAGGAGUAAGAUUGACUAUGACCGCUUGCUUCCCGUUAUGGUGCGAUCUACUUUCCUUUCACCGGAGGGGUUGGAGGGUGGAUAUUUCCUCGGUGCUAUUGAUAAGGACGUUGUCGAGGUACCUGGGAAGAAGUUCCGCUGGUCAUCGACUUCUCCGACCUUUGGAUAUUUCUCUACAAUAGCUUCGAGGCCGCUUAUUGCGGCUUUGGGUCCGUUGUCGAGACUUAUUUCUCAUGCGGUGGAUAAUGCGCGCAAUCCGGACCUCGUGGCGCAGACGGUGGACUAUAUGGCGGACUUUGUUCGUACGCUUAUGGUGCAGUGGCGUCAGAAUAAGUUAUCUGAAGUGGAUGUUGCGGAGGAGGCUGAGUUUUUGGAUGCGGAAUCUUUGCAGACUACUAUCCCGGCUUUGUGGAAGGUUCUUAGAAACUGCUUAUACUCGGUUGUUAUUGUUCUUCGGGCUGUUAUUGGGAGAACUAUCAAUGACCCUGCUCUCGCUGCUGGCAGUCGUGCGCCAUAUCUUUGCAUGCAGUCCCUUCAUAUUCUCCGCAACCUGUACUUUGUCUCCUCUCGAACGGGGCAAAAUGGAUCGUCACAGCAGGCUUUCGUGUUCCUGGCUGCCGUUGAUAUUCUCUCACAGUACCCUGACUUGGCUGAGAACUUCCUGCGCAGCAUCAAGCCCAGCGAUAUUGGCCAAAUCCCGAGUCAUCCGGUGGAGCGGUGCUUGGAUCUCUUCUUCAUGAAUGCGGCCGAGCAUUUCCCAAUUGUCUUGCCGACUGCCGUGAACGAGGAACUACUAUUAUCUGCUGCUUUCCCUUACUUGGCAGCUGGUGCGAACCCACUUCUGCUUGAAAUCUUCGAAGCAGCCCACAGCGUUGUGCUUGUUGUAUUUGCUAUUCCCCAUAAUGCAGAACUAGCUGGGAAACACCUACCAUUCUAUAUUGAGAACCUAUUCGCCGUCUUCCCUGAUAACUUAUCAGCCCGCCAAUUCCGCCUCGCCUUCAAAACAGUCAUCCAAGUCACUGCACCCCCCUCACCGCUAGCAAAUACCCAACCACUCCUCCCAACAAUAUUAUUCGAAGUAGUCCGAGACCGAGCAAUGCACGCAUCCACAACGGCCAUUAUCCCCACUGCCCAAAAUUCAAAUAGCACAGCGCCAGAUCUGGGCAAUACGCCACCUCUGUCCGUGCAAGCCGUGCUCACGCUCGCUCUCAUUGACUCCCUCUCUUUCCUUCGCGUCGAUGACUUGAAAGAAUGGCUUCCGUUGACCGGUGAGCUUAUUAAUGCUGUUCCGGACCGGGGUAUGCGUGUUGCGUGCAUUGAUCGGUUCUGGGAGGCUAUUAGUGGUGGUGAGAUGGAUGUUGAUCGGGCUCAUUGUUGUGUUGCUUGGUGGAGUACGCAGGGUGGGAGGGAGUUGGUUUUAUAUGGGGCGGAGAAUUUGGGGGAUGUGGAUGCGGGUGCGGAUGGGGAUGCGGAUGGGCCGUUUAUGAGCGGGGCUAUUGGUGUUGUUGCGCCGGAGAGUAAGCUGUGA
Molecule: messenger RNA, 2094 nt
Organism: Penicillium cosmopolitanum
Lineage: Eukaryota; Fungi; Ascomycota; Eurotiomycetes; Eurotiales; Aspergillaceae
Gene: pex8
Product: putative peroxisomal membrane protein Pex17
Exons: 4
Coding region: 1-2094 (697 amino acids)
Source: RefSeq, a predicted model, not a curated record